UAUAUUUAGCAUUUGCUUCUACCAACAAGUAUGACUGACAAAAGCACCACUUCUUGUUCACCAAAUUUGUUUCCUUUUCAAAGGAUGCAUUCCAUUCUGUUCUUUGUCUUCUUCAUACUUUGCUUCAAUGGAUCAACAAUGGUGGAUUCCCAGGACACCUUUCAACUUCCUUCUCCUUUACCCAAAUGGCCUCCAGGCGGAGGAUUUGCCACUGGAAACAUAGAUCUUGGAGGAUUACAAGUGAGUCAGGUAACAAAACUCAACAAAAUAUGGGCAACAAAUGAAGGAGGACCCGACAAUCUCGGUGCCACAUUUUACGAUCCAGUUGAGAUCCCACAAGGCUUUUCAAGUUUAGGCUCGUAUGCACAACCAAACAACCUCCCAUUUUCCGGUCAAAUUCUCGCCGGAAAAGAUGUAUCAAACGACUCCUCAAAACCCACUCUCAAAUCACCAACGGAUUACACACUUGUUUGGACCAGUGAGUCUUUAGAUAUCAAGAAAGAUGGUGAAGCUUACAUUUGGCUCCCAAAUGCUCCCGAUGGUUACAAAGCCGUCGGGUACGUCAUCGGCAACUCGUCGGUGAAACCACCGGUGGAUAAAGUCCAAUGUGUCCGUACAGACUUAACCGACACCACAAACACAACGGACCUUGUAAACGAUAACGUUCUUUAUCUGGAUGGGCUAAGCGUACGUGGUUCCAUGAAUGGUUUCGUGGUUCGAAAUGGAAGUGUAGCGAGUUUGAAGGGUAAUUUAUCCAAUUCAAUGCCGAAUGUAAACCAAAUCAAAGCAUUGAUCGAAGCUUACUCUCCGGUGAUCUACCUCCAUCCCGAUGAACCUUAUCUCCCAUCUUCAGUCGACUGGUUUUUCCAAAACGGCGCUUUGCUAUACCAACGAGGGGUCGAAUCCAAGCCGAACCCAGUUCAGAAAAACGGCUCGAACCUUCCACAAGGUGGCUCGAACGAUGAGGCAUAUUGGUUAGAUCUUCCACGUGAUGGUUCGAGUCAAGAUCGAGUCAAGAAAGGAUCUUUACAAGAUGCUUCUGCUUAUUUCCAUGUUAAACCUAUUUCCGGAGGGCUAUUUACCGACAUUGCCAUAUGGGUUUUCUACCCUUUCAACGGUGGAGGAAGGGCAAAAGUGGAAUUUGUCAACCUCUCUUUAGGAAAGUUUGGUGAACAUGUAGGUGAUUGGGAACAUGUCACCUUAAGAGUUAAUAACUUUAAAGGCGAGUUACACAGUGUCUUCUUUUCGCAACAUGGUUGGGGUCAAUGGGUGAGUGCAUCGGAUCUUGAGUACCACUCCGGGAACAAACCGGUGGUUUAUGCAUCGUUGCAUGGCCAUGCAUCGUAUCCAAAACCAGGGUGUGUUUUGUUGGGUUCUGGUGGGGUGGAUAUUGGUGUCCGAGAUGACACUGCUAAGAGUGAUAAGGUGAUGGAUACUGGAGUGAGGGCGGUGGUGAUUGCGGCGGAGUAUAUGGGGACGACGGUGGUGGAACCACCGUGGUUAAAUUAUGAAAGGAAAUGGGGCCCAAAAAUUGAUUAUGACGUCGAUAAAGAGAUGAAUAAAGUGAAGAGGAUGAUGAUAGGGAAGUUAAAGAAGGCUUUUGAGAGAUUGGUGGAGAGUCUACCAAGGGAGAUGUUGGGUGAAGAUGGGCCAACGGGGCCAAAAGUGAAGAAUAGUUGGAGUGGGGAUGAAACUCUUUGAUUAAUAAAUUAGGAACUAGGAAGUGGUUGAUCAAAUAUCCAUUCUCAAGAAUGUAUGUAUGGUUAUAAUGUUAGUGGAAUCAUAAUUUAAAUAUUACUCUA
This is a messenger RNA of Lactuca sativa (garden lettuce), 1802 nucleotides long. RefSeq lists its product as hypothetical. The record is from RefSeq and is a predicted model, not a curated record. Lineage: Eukaryota; Viridiplantae; Streptophyta; Magnoliopsida; Asterales; Asteraceae.